Messenger RNA from Myripristis murdjan (pinecone soldierfish), 1801 nucleotides. RefSeq names its product glucose-induced degradation protein 8-B homolog. The coding region runs from base 135 to 821 and encodes 228 amino acids. The transcript is spliced from 5 exons. Gene Ontology annotation, molecular function: protein binding. The record is from RefSeq and is a predicted model, not a curated record. Lineage: Eukaryota; Metazoa; Chordata; Actinopteri; Holocentriformes; Holocentridae.
GCUUUAACCAAUCACGAGAGGAGUAAUGAAAUCCCAUCUGGUUCUUUGGACUAUCGCGAGUUUUCAGGUGCGCCCUCUCUGCUAGCCUGCUAGCUGCUGCUGGGAGUUGCGGCAUUUUUUCAGGAUCUGUCAUAAUGAGUUACGCGGAGAAGCCGGAGGACAUCACCAGGGAAGAGUGGAUGGACAAGCUGAAUAAUGUCCACAUUCAGAGAGCUGAUAUGAAUAGGCUCAUCAUGAACUAUCUUGUUACAGAGGGUUUCAAAGAAGCAGCGGAGAAGUUUCGCAUGGAGUCUGGGAUUGAGCCCAGCGUGGACCUGGACUCUCUAGAUGAAAGAAUUAAAAUCAGAGAGAUGAUCCUUAAGGGACAGAUCCAAGAUGCCAUUGCUCUCAUCAACAGCCUGCACCCAGAACUGCUAGACACCAACCGUUACCUUUACUUUCACCUACAGCAGCAGCAUUUGAUCGAGCUGAUUCGCUUGAGGGAGACCGAGGCGGCCCUCGAGUUUGCUCAGUCCCAGUUAGCAGAGCAAGGCGAGGAGAGUCGAGAGUGUCUGACUGAGAUGGAGAGGACACUGGCCCUGCUGGCAUUUGACAACCCCGAGGAAUCACCCUUUGGGGAUCUGCUCAACAUGAUGCAGAGACAGAAGGUAUGGAGUGAAGUGAAUCAGUCAGUGCUAGACUAUGAGAACAGAGAGUCAACACCCAAAUUGGCCAAGCUCCUGAAGCUGCUGCUGUGGGCUCAGAACGAACUUGACCAGAAGAAAGUAAAGUAUCCUAAGAUGACAGACCUCAGCAAGGGAACAAUUGAAGACCCAAAAUGAGGACAUUAAGUGAAAACACACCAGAGCAUUAGUACAAAAUGGACACACUUCCCCUAUUUAUACCCCAACAAACUGACUCAUACAGUACAACCUUUUCUUUUUUGUAAGGGUUGCUUUUUGAUACUUUAAUAACAGAAUGUGCAAAAUGGAUUGUUGACAUUUCAAAAUGACAUCAUCACACACAAAAACGACAUACAAACCAUUGUUUUACUCGGUAAAAUUAUGAUUUGUUUACAUGUUUGUGUUCAGUUUAUGUCAUUUCCUCUUGCAUAUUUCGGUUACACUAGUUUUUUCUGUCUAUUGGCAGGGAAAGUUGGAUUUGAAGGGUGUGAAUGAAGCCUAAAUUAGGCUCUCACUUUCUGUGUGACCACCUAGAACGGGGCUGAGUUGUGUUUUGAUGAAGAAUGAUUAGCUCAGUUUGCACUGCCUCAAAUAAAUACUAUUUCCCCCUCCGGAGAAAAACAUUCACAUUUCAGCUACUCAUACAUAUUAAGGCAAUGGCCAAAGAAAGAUACUUGGUAAGUUUCAAACUUUCCAGUGUAAUGUGACCUUGUAAGUUUAAAAGCAACCUUAGUUUCAUAUUGUGCUAUUGCUUGAAACAUUACAAAAAAAAAAAAAAAAAAAAAAAAGAUGUCGAACAAAGACAUAAAUGAAAGUGCGUUUUCAGGCUACAGCAUGGGAGCACUUCAGCAGAUGAAGGCAAGGGCCAAGGCAAAGACGUCUGGGAUGCUUCAAACCUUCCAGUGUACUGUGACUUUGUACGCUUAAAAAUGCAGCCUCAGUUUCAUACUGUGUUAUAAUUUAUAAAAUCACAAAUAUGAUAUUAAAAGAUGUGAAUGCGAUUAGUCCAUGUACACAGGCAUGGGGACAGAUUUUACAGAUGGGACUAUCUACAUGUAUGGAAUAAGUAGCUCUUCUGCAACAUUUGAUGUGCUUUAUUUGCUGAUAUUAUUUUGCAAUAAAAAUGGGAUUUUAAAACC